AUGCCGGGUGACGGAUUGACCAUCAAAAGUCGCAUCAGGAAACUGCUGAGCUCGCCGUCGGGCAAACACGGGAAGGACCGCAGGGACAACCUGGAAGGAAAGGUGACGUUAGAAAAAGUUCUGGGUAUCACCGCUUUGGGCAACAGCUGCCUGGCCUGUGACCCAAAAACUGGACUGGUGGCUUAUCCUGCAGGGUGUGUUGUGGUACUGCUGAACCCCAGAAAGAACAGACAGCAGCACCUCAUCAACACGUCAAGGAAGACCAUCACGGCUCUGUCCUUCUCCCAGGAUGGCAAAUACUUGGUCACCGGCGAGAGCGGCCACCUUCCCGCGGUGCGGCUGUGGGACGUGUCGGAGCGCCGGCAGGUGUCUGAGCUCCAAAAGCACGAGUACGGCGUCUCCUGCGUGGCCUUCUCGCCCGACGGCAAGUACGUCGUCAGCGUGGGCAACCAGCACGACAUGAUGGUCAAUGUCUGGGCCUGGAAAAAGGAUGUGGUCAUAGCCGCCAACAAGGUGUCCAGCAAGGUGACGGGAGUGUCUUUCUCUGAGGACAGCUCCUACUUUGUGACGGUGGGCCACAGGCAUGUCAAGUUCUGGUAUCUGGACCGCUGCAAGGCCACGAAGGCCAGCACCCCGGUCCCUCUGUUGGGGCGUUCGGGUCUACCGGGCGAGCUGAGGAACAACUUCUUCUGCGACGUGGCCUGCGGGCGAGGCCAGAAGUCCGACUCCACUUUCUGCGUCACGUUCUCCGGCCUGCUUUGCGAGUUCAACGGCAACAGGAUGCUGGACAAGUGGGUCGACCUGCAGACCAGCAUGGCCCAGUCUCUGUCUCUGUCCUCGGACCGGAUCUUCUGCAGCUGCGCCGACGGAACGGUUCGCGUCUUCAGCCCGCUUGACCUGCGUUUCGUCUGCACGCUGCCUCGGCCGCACCCCCUCGGAGCGGACGUCGCGUCCGUCACCCAAGCCAGUCAUCUACUCUGCAGCAGGACCGACGCCCGCUACCCGGACGCCGCGGCCGUAACCUACGACCCCGUCAGCCGCUGGCUGAGCUGCGUGUACGCCGACCACAGCGUGUUCGUGUGGGACGUGGCCGACUUCACCCGGGUGGCCAAGGUCCACUCGGCCCUCUUCCACGCGGCCUGCGUCUGGGACCUCGAGAUGGUUCCGGAUGUUCCCGGGGUGAUAACGGCGAGUCUGUCGCCCGGCGCCUUCCUCAGCUGCUCGUCCGACAGCACCAUCAGACUUUGGCGCGUGGACGAGCGCGCGGGCCUUCAUUCUCGGAACAUCCUCAGCACCGACCUCCUUAAGAUCAUCUACACGGGCGCGAACACGGCCGGCUUGCAGGAAGCCGAGAAUCUGACCAAUGCGGAUAAACCUGCGGACGGACAGCCGGCGGAAAGCAGGACCGGAAUCCGCACAGUCUGCGUCAGCCCGGAUGGGCAACAUUUAGCGUCUGGGGACCGAAACGGGAUCCUCAGAGUUCACGACCUCAGCAGCAUGGAAGAGAUUCUGAAAGUGGAAGCUCACGAUGCGGAAAUCCUCGGCCUGGAGUACAGCAAACCACAAACAGGUCUGCAGCUUCUGGCCACGGCGAGCCGGGAUCGUCUGAUUCACGUGCUGGACGCCGCGUCCGACUACGGCCUGGUGCAAACGCUGGACGAGCACUCGUCGUCCAUCACGGCCGUUCGCUUCGCCGCCAAUGACGGCAAAGUGAGGUUGAUCAGUUGCGGGGCGGAUAAAAGCAUCUAUUUCCGCACCGCACACACGAGCGAUAGAGGAACAGAGUUCCGCCGUUCUCACCACACGGUGAGGAAGACCACGCUGUACGACAUGAACGUGGACCCCAGCUGCAAGCACGUGGCGGUGGGCUGCCAGGACCGCUGCAUCAGAAUUUUCAACGUCAGCAACGGCAAACAGAAGAAACUCUACAAGGGCUCGCUCAGCGACGACGGGAGCCUGCUCAGGGUUCAGAUCGAUCCGUCUGGUCAGUAUGUGGCCGCCAGCUGCUCCAACAAAAACAUCAGCAUCUUUGACUUCUACACCGGCGAGUGUGUAGCCACCAUGUUUGGACACUCAGAGAUCGUGACCGGUCUGAGGUUCACCAACGACUGCAAGCAUUUGAUCAGCGUGUCGGGCGACAGUUGCAUCUUUGUGUGGCGUCUGGCUCCGGAGCUGACCAUCAGCAUGCAACAGAAGCUCUUUCACCUCCGACAGCCUCUCAAGACCGCCCCCUUCAGGCGAGAGGCGUGCAGCGCUCCGGCCCUGCGGGGCCUCUCCUCAGACAGCGAACGCGACGACGACGACGUGAGCCUCCGCCGCGCCGGCGACUCCGAAGACGGCUCCAGCAACAGCGCAUCCGCUGACAGCAGUCACGGCGAGGAAGACACGGGCGGCUCGGAGGAAGCACCGGAAUGGGAACCGGCAAAACUCGCCGCGCCCACGCCGGUCGUCAGUCGUCGUCCUCGUCGUCGCUGGUCUCGUCGUAAGGGCUCUCUGGACCUCAAGGUGGUGUCCAUGUUGGACCUGAGGGAGCUGGAGACCUUCAUAUCCAACAAACCUGCCGACGGGGCGGGCGGCACCAGCCCGGACCGUCCCGACGGGCACUUCCGUCAGCCCGUCGCCUGCUGUGAUUGGCUGUCGUCUGAAGGCGUGGAGGAUUCGGGUCGGGCGAGGCUGGCGAGGGAGGACGACGACGAUGGCGCCGAUCCACAAGACAGCGACGACGCAGCAAAGGCUUCGUGUCGCAGGAAGCGUCAGGUCCUCGGCCAGAGCCAGGACAGCUGCAGCCCGGACAGCGCCUGCUCGCUGGGUUACGAUAGCCGCGGAACCAGUCCCGAUGGCGUCCUGGACGACUCCGCAGACAACACGUCGCUUAGCCCGGACAGCUCGGAGGACGAGGACGAAGAAGAGGUGACGAAAGCCGAGGUCAUCCGUCCGGACGAGUCUCGGACCGGACAAGAAGAUUUCCUCAAACAGAACUUUGAGACGCUGGCGGAUGCCUGCAGCAAAAGCGAGCCGAGCCGGGCCCCGAGGCUGAGCAUGUCUUCGCGCUUCCUGGCCAGAGGACAUCACAACAGGGGGGGUCCUCCGUUUUCCAAAGCGCAGGGAAAGGAAGCAGGAGGCGGCCUGACCCUGACCCACAAGCCGCCGGUGUCCAAAGUCCGCCCCCUGAUGGAAAACGGCAUGAGCAGAACCGCGGACGUCAAAACCCCCGUUUCUCCGAGUGCCACCCAGGGGCCAAGGCUCGUCACGGGCUCUGCAGUUAUCCCGAGACCCCAAAAGAAGACCACUUCGGGUUCCCACAUUUGGAGGUUCUCCACGCCACCGUCCAGACCGCCGCCGCCCGAAAGAACCGUCAGUCUGCACAAGUCCCAGUCCGCCCAGAACCUCACUUUAGCCUCUCCACGCUCUCCGCUGCCCUCUAGCGACCGCAAGGAGUGGUGCAAGAGGCCCCAGCACCUCCCCCUGGACCGAGACCCUCUCAAGUCCUCGUCCUUGCAAGUGUCCUCACCCUCGCCGGGCUCGCCUCAGUCUCCUCGCUCCUACAUGAACCCCACGGCCAGCUCCAUGGCCAAAAGCAGCCGCUCGUCCUCUGUGGGCGAGGGCGUCCACCCUGGCCUCGAGCUGUCCCCCUUCCCCAAGGCUCGGAAAUCCUGGGGGGAUCUGGACGCGGCGGAGACCGCCUGGCACCCCCUCGUCGCCGUCCCGCCGACGCCAUCUCGCAUCCCUCAGCCCAAGCAGCCUCUCAGCCCCCGACGCAGCCUCUGCUUGGAGGUGAAAGACGGCGCUUUUUCUCCAGGAAGUCCAAUCAAAGCUUCCUCUCCCACCGUGGCAGUCCCAUGUGAUGUCACACCCUACACAGGUUCAGCAAAGAACAAAGUGACCACAUACGAAAGUAACCAAGCUGUAGGGCCCCUGCCUGCAGAGCUCCCCCUGGUGGCGGAAGAUCCCCUCAGCCAUCCAGUUGAUCCCGUCACGUUGGACGCGUGCAGGCAGGCUGCGAGCGAGCUUCAUUUCAGUCUAAGGCGAACCGUCACGCUCUACACAGAGCUGCUCCACUGCCCUGCGGACCGCGGCGAUGAAGGCCACCGGGAGAUGGUGAGCGUGUUGUCCGAGGCGUUGGCGUCGGCCAAGGCGGACCUCGACCCGCUGCCCGGCUCCUCGAGGUCCAGCGGCGCCCCCUGGGGCUCGGAGGCCAAAGGCGAGGGCGACAAAGCCCUGGCGCUGUUGGAGCAGUACGCGGAGCUUCUGCUCAAGUCCGUGGAGAGGAAGCUGGACGGCAAGAUGUGAAGCGGGAAGUCACUCGCACGUCAAGCAGUUGGCCUUAUUUUCAUAAAGAAAUUAUUGCCUUGUCUAUUUUAUGAAGGUCGAAAUCGUAGUACGAUACAGAUGCAUAGUAUCUAACGAAAACAAAAAUCAGAAAAAAUGUUAAAGACUAUUAUGCAAAAAGAUUUUAUAUUGUAUGAAUGAACAAUUGUGUCGCUGUACAUUGUACAUACUGUACCUCAUGUAGUCCGUGAAAUAAAAACUACUACGACUGUUACUGCUGUACUAUGAGCCCCUCCCAGAUGAGGGCGCUUUUCUCCCCGCCUCCUGCCCGUUCACAGCUGCGAUAGGCUCCGGCAAUCCCCGCGUCCCUUGUGAGGAUAAGCGGCUAAGAAAAUGGGUGGACGGAUGACUCAGCUCCUUCUUUACCGCAACGGGCCGAUACAAAGUCCGCAGACGAUCUCGCGU
Molecule: messenger RNA, 4734 nt
Organism: Syngnathoides biaculeatus (alligator pipefish)
Lineage: Eukaryota; Metazoa; Chordata; Actinopteri; Syngnathiformes; Syngnathidae
Product: mitogen-activated protein kinase-binding protein 1-like
Exons: 31
Coding region: 1-4290 (1429 amino acids)
Molecular function (GO): protein binding
Source: RefSeq, a predicted model, not a curated record